Messenger RNA from Candidula unifasciata, 1985 nucleotides. Lineage: Eukaryota; Metazoa; Mollusca; Gastropoda; Stylommatophora; Geomitridae. The record is from the annotation of a GenBank genome assembly.
GUCGACAUUCUGUUGAUGUCCUAUUUGGUGGACAGCAAGUCCAGGGCAGCCCCUUCCACAUCGAUGUCUUUGACAUUCAGAAGAUCAGGGUCAACAAAUUCUUUCAGGGGUCAGUCAAUGAAAAAGCUGGAUUUGAAUUGGACUGCACCCAGGCAGGAAGUGGAAACCAGGAGAUCCGCAUUGUGAGCCCUUCAGGUCAUACAGUUCCCUUUCAUGUUGAAGAAGGGGCUAAUCUGAUCCACCAUGUAACUUACACACCAACGGAACCUGGCCAGUACAAGAUCUAUGUCUCCUAUAGUGGCAUGGAGCUCAACGGUAGUCCCUUCCUCCAGGAAAUUGGUGAAGGCGCCCUUCCCACAGUUCAUGGUGAGGGCUUGCACAAAGGCGAGGAGGAUAAGCCUGCUCAUUUCUAUAUCGAUGCCAGGAACUUGAAAGGCACACCUUCUGUUCAAGUUGAUGGGCCAAACGCAAUUGCCAAGUGCAGCAUUGAUCCAUUAAAGGAUGGACAAUACAAGGUGACCUACAUACCAGUGGAAGUUGGUUUGUUCGAUGUCUAUGUUCGAUGGAAUGACCGAGAGCUUCCAGGAAGCCCCUUCCACCCACAAGUUGUGGAUCCCAGAAAGGUCAAAGUUGUCGGAGGCUGGCAGCAUUACAUGGAUGGACAAGAGCGCAUCCAUCUUGUGGUUGGAGAGGAAAAGAAGAUCCCCUUCGAUACAUCAGAAGCAGGACCUGGUCAGUUGAGGGCAGAGAUCAAAAGCCCAAGUUCACUGCUUCCCGUCGAAGUCGAUGAUUCACACAAAGGAAGAAGUGUUGUUAAGUUCACACCUAGAGAGGAAGGCAACCACUACAUUUACCUGCACUGGUCAGACCACCCCUUGGUCAACUCUCCCUACCUGGGCUACGCCACAGGUGGAGCGGCUGACCCCAGCAAAGUGUGGCUCACUGGUCGAGGUUUGAAGGAGGCUGUUGUUAAGGAAGAGGCAGAGUUCACUAUCGAUGGCAGUCAAGCUGGUCCAGGUGAACCAGAUGUAGAGCUGACAGGUGUGAGAGCCGAGAUUCCAGUUAUCACAACCCCACUUGGAGGUGGAAAGUACCGAUGCACUUACAUUCCUGUUAUUCCUGGAGCCUACUUAUUGAACAUCUCCUGGAAUGGCCGCCAGCUCCGAGGUGCCCCAUAUAAGGUCAAUGUCAUUGGAGCCUCCUACCCGGAUCGUGUGGUUGUCAACGGUGAUGGAUUGAAUGGGGGCCUCCUUGGUCAGAGCUUGAACUUCCGUAUUGAUACCAGAAAAGCAGGACCUGGGGAGCUGACUGCGUACUGCAUGGGCCCGACGAAAGUUGCUUACUGCGAGCUACAAGACCAUCAUGAUGGCAUCUACAGCCUGGUGAUACGACCCCAAGAAACUGGCCGUCACACUCUACAGAUCAAAUAUGGCGGGGAGAAUGUACAAGGAAGUCCUUUUAAAUUCAAAAUAGCAGGGCAGCCUGAUGCCUCCAAGGUCAGGGUCAGUGGUCCAGGAGUAGAACAUGGCAUCCUGGCAAACUUCCAGAGUCAGUUCUUUGUAGAAACCAAGGGAGCCGGAGCAGGCCAGCUGACAGUCAGAAUUAGAGGCCCUAAAGGUGCUUUCCAAGUGGAGAUGUACAGAGAAAGCCAGAAGGACAGAACUAUUCUUUGCCGCUACUACCCAUCGGUCACUGGUCUCUACAUCAUCAGCGUCAGAUGGUCUGGUGUUGAUGUCCCAGGCUCUCCUUUCCAAGUGCACAUCUUGGACACUCAACAAGAAUUGGAGCAGGUUCUUCAUGAAGCCAGCUUUACGGGCAGCGGCCACCACCACCAUCUUGUCAGCCCCAACAACACCAACUUCCACAACUCUAGCAGUUACCACAACUCAAGCAUGGGCAGUAGCAACUAUGUCCGCCAAAGCGCACAUCAAAAUGGCUACCACCACAAUGUUAGCCGCAACAGUAGCCACUAUCAGUGGAACUAA